This is a messenger RNA of Acaulospora colombiana, 1046 nucleotides long. NCBI's taxonomy places the organism in Eukaryota, Fungi, Glomeromycota, Glomeromycetes, Diversisporales, Acaulosporaceae. The record is from the annotation of a GenBank genome assembly.
CACAACGACUAGAACGAUGCCUGAGUGCCGGCCUGCCGCCUUCCUCUUCCUCAACUUCCCUCACCAGCGGGUUCCCUAGUUCCAGCUCCACCUCGAGCUCUGGCUUGCUGAGCGCCAACCCAAUUCUUUCCAGAAAGUCUUCAGCUCUCAAAGAGACGAGCAGAAUACCAGUAUGGAACAAGUCGUUACAUCGACCAGGACUUGCACCUCUGGUCAAAGUGAACGGAGAUGAGCCAAAGGAGACUCUAAGUGCUGGUGUCGUUCCCUCGGCACGUAUGGCGACGUUGAACCCAAGACGUGCAGUCAGUGCGUUUAUUCAACACGACCCAGUCCAAUUAGCACCUCUCUCCAACGCUGGUUCUUCUACGAAACCCGUCAGUUCACGGCCUGUCGGUGGUCUCGCCAAGGGCCGCGUUGUAUCGAUGCUGGUAACAAAGAGCACCUUUGGCGAUGAGGAAGCAGCGAGCUCGGAUAAUGACGUCACCUUUGAUAGUCCCAGCGCUCCCAGAGCUGUCGGUGCACACCGCCGCAUGAAGAGUAACGGGACAGUUGGUAUUGGAAGGGGACCAAAGAGUGCGUUCCCAACGGGUAGCAUGAGAAUGCGCUCCCCAACUCAGCACUAUCAGAAAUCGGCUACAGCCUUCCAACCUAUGCAGGCUGUAACAGAUCCGAGCCCCUUCAAGCCUUUGCUACCAUUUGGCGACGCUGAGCAUUUUGGCAAGAUAUUGCCUUGUCAUAGCGUGAAGCAAGACGGUUUGAUGCGCAUUACUCCUGAUACAAUGCGUUCACUAUUAUCUGGAGUUUACGACUCUCAAAUGGCCUCGUACCGAAUUAUUGACUGCCGAUUCGGAUUCGAAUUCGAAGGUGGCCAUAUUGCUGGGGCUGUAAACCUCAACAACAAUGACGCUCUUGAAAAAUUCUUCUUUGAAGAUGCGAUCAAGAAUGGAACAUUGCCAACUCCAAGUCAAAGUGGUACUCCUGGUCUUAAGCAGACUGUCAUUAUUUUCCACUGCGAGUUCUCUGCAAAGAGAGGACCUACCUUGUGA